GCGACGGAGGUGGUUUGCCGCCGCUGUAGCUGGUCGAAGGGAAGCUGAGGCCCGGCCGGCGCGAAGAGAGACGGCAAGAUGUUUUACUCGGGGCUGCUGACCGAUAGGAAGGACAUGGACGUCAGGGAAGCCGCAGCCCUCCGACAGCAGAGGAGGAUGAAGCAGGCCGUUCAGUUCAACCACAAGGACUCCGCCGAUCUGCUGCCCUUGGACGGGCUGAAAAAACUGGGAACUUCAAAAGACACGCAACCACACAACAUUUUGCAGAGACGCCUCAUGGAAACAAAUAUGUCAAGAUUGCGGCACAGCCGAGGGACGUGCUCUCAGAAAAAUGAUCUCUCAGCUCAGGCAAAUAAACUGAAUCAAAUGAAACUGGAUAGUCCCCCCAAGACAGAGGAAGAGGACCUCAUUCUCAUCUGCUGCCAGUGUAAUGGGAAGGAAUUGCAAGUUGUGGUUGAUACUGGAUGCCAACGCAAUAUAAUUUCUUCUGCGUGUCUGGAGAGAUUAGGGCUAAAAGAGCAUAUGAAAACCUGCAAAGCAGAAGGUGAGAAGAUUUCAUUGCCACAUAAUAUGAAAGCGAUUGGUCAUCUGGAACAUCUGCCUCUUAUAAUGGGGACUGUCCAUGUAGAUUGCUCUGCAGUUGUUGUGGCUGAAGGUAAUGAGAAAAGCUUCUCCCUGGGAUUACAAACACUGAAAUAUUUGAAGUGUGUGAUAAAUUUGGAGAAACAAAAUCUGAUCGUGGGGAAGACAGACAAGGAAGAAAUUCCUUUUGUCAAUAAUGCUUCUAUUCAUGAAGAGAACACUGCUGAUGCAUGAAGAGAAUAUAAUGCUGACUUUGGAGAAAGAGAAAUACUGUCUGGUUGAAUAAGAAGAUGUCAAUACCAAUAAUUUCAACCUGCUAGACUACAGCUAGACUGUGGCUAAGUGAAACAUCAUCUAUUUUUCAGGAGUUUAGGACAGCUUCAGACUUUCAUUUAUCAUAUUGAAAAUCUGGGUUAUGAUCUGUAAAUGGACACUUAAGUCCAGUCUUUAAAAUGGUGUUCACGGUAUAGCCAUACAAGUAUGAAAAUAUUUAUUUUUCCAGACUCUACUGAAAUCUAAUUUUUGUUACAAAUGGAUUUGUGAAAUAAACUGCCUCCUGCAAAAUUGGCAUAGGGGAGAAGACAAUUUUGUAACUUUCUUUUUGGAACCAAUUGUGUUUAGCUGCAAUGUUUAGUUUCUAUUAAUCAGCUUUACAGAGCAUACUUUUCAGUGGUUAAUAAUGAAUUGUUUGAUAUCAUUCUUUCAUCUGAGUAAUUCAAACAAGUUGUGGAGGAUUCUUUUUAUUUAAAGGAAUAUAGUUUGCAUUAAUAGUUGAUGGUAAUAAUACAACUUGAUCUAAGGUUCUUACUGAGUAGCAUUUUACUUAUGGAAAUUGUUCUUUGGGUGGAAAUGGAAAGAGGCACCAUUUUCACCUAUUUGCUCCCUCUCUUCUAAGUUCCAAAGAAUUGGUAGACUUUCAAGACUAGUAUAUGAUUGUAAGGAGAGAGUGGGCCUUCAGGGAAGAAGGAAAAUCACCUCCCUAAUUUCUUCCAGUAGCAGAUUCACAGAUUUCUUUCCACAAAUGAAAAGAACCCUUCUAUUCUCAGAAGGAUUACUUUGAAUCAAGUCCUUGUGUAUUUCUCAGAAUUUUCAGAACUUUCCUUCCAAAUGAAAUGUUGAUGUUAACAGAGAGAAGUUGGAAGCCAAAUUUUAUUUUUUAAAUCACAAUACAGCCUUGAAGAGAAUUUCAGUAUCUGCUAGUUUCAAUGCUAACAUUUACUAUAUGAAUAUAAUCAUACAUUAAUUUUGCUGCACAGCAAUAUAUAACUAAAUUUGAGAACACAAUUAGUCCCUUUUUUUGCUUGCCUAGUAGCGUUCCGGAUUUAAAUAUGGAUGCAUCAUUUUAAUGGCAAGGUACC
Messenger RNA from Ahaetulla prasina, 1940 nucleotides. RefSeq names its product nuclear receptor interacting protein 3 (gene NRIP3). Bases 79 to 816 code for a protein of 245 amino acids. The transcript is spliced from 7 exons. Lineage: Eukaryota; Metazoa; Chordata; Lepidosauria; Squamata; Colubridae. Gene Ontology annotation, molecular function: aspartic-type endopeptidase activity. Gene Ontology annotation, biological process: proteolysis. The record is from RefSeq and is a predicted model, not a curated record.